Molecule: messenger RNA, 2102 nt
Organism: Dinoponera quadriceps
Lineage: Eukaryota; Metazoa; Arthropoda; Insecta; Hymenoptera; Formicidae
Gene: Nprl3
Product: nitrogen permease regulator 3-like protein
Exons: 7
Coding region: 51-1685 (544 amino acids)
Biological process (GO): negative regulation of TORC1 signaling; TORC1 signaling; positive regulation of autophagy
Cellular component (GO): GATOR1 complex
Source: RefSeq, a predicted model, not a curated record
UACAAAUCUAACCUAAUGAUCGGAAACCUGCUGAUAAUAAUUAAACAAACAUGGGAGAGAUCAAUCCACUGAGUAUAAUUUUGGUAAAAAGUGACAGCAAGGGUGACAGGUUGUUAUUUCGGUAUCCACACAUGACAAAUCAUGUGAGAGACCCGAGCCAAUGCACCAGACGAAAGAAUCCUUAUUCUCUAACCAACACUGAGGACUUAUUGCAGUCCUUACCAUUUCCAACAUCAAACAUAAGCAAUGGGAAUUUGACUGGCUUGACAGAUGGAGUACUGUCUACUUUAUUCGCUGUUAAACCGGAGUUAUGCGAACAAAAAUUCGAAUUGAAGGUAAACGAUGUUCGUUUUGUCGGACAUCCAACUCUGGUCCCAUCUCGAGGUUUAAAAGAAGUAAAUUCUUCUAUGCUGUUCAAUAUAGUCUUUGCGUUGCAAGCACAAGCCAGUCAUUCCAUAGUAAGGUGUUACUAUGAUUUGAGCAAAAGAUUAGGCAUAGCAUUGAGGCAUGAGGAGAAGAGAUGCGGCUUUCUAACAGAUGAAAUCAAGAUGAUGGUGUCAACUCACGAUGAGGUUGCUGGGAGAUCUGAAGGUGAGAGCGAUUGUGACGAAUCACCGUACGAGUUGAUACUUCAAAGAAGCUCACUCGCGCGUGGUUUGAAAUUUGUGUUCAGUAAUCUCAGCACUUCUGGUAUAGUGAAUAUCAUGAUAAAUAAAUGGAUUCAAGUGCGCUUCUGUCUUCCUCAAAAGGUUCACCAGUCGCAUAAGAAAGGCUUACUCAUUGAUCCUGAAAUUAUAGACAGAUGCUUGAACAGUUUAAGACCCUAUCAUGGCAUACUUUUACUAAUCGAGCCAUUGGACUUGUUAGAUUCUUUGCAAAUAGACUGUUCGCCAGCACUUAAGCGUUUGAUUCAGAUCUACAAUCCACUGAAAAGUUUGCAAACUUUAGCGGCAGAUUCGGAUCUAACACUCGCACAAGUGUUCCAGUUAACUGGCCACUUGGUUUAUUGGGCAAAGGCAACGAUAAUUUAUCCACUUUGUGAAAGCAACGUCUAUGUUGUUUCUCCGGAUGCCGUUUUGACCAAUCACUUAUUAGACUCUUUCUCGGAACAAUUUCCAGGAGUCUGCUUACUUCAAGUGAUCAGCGAUUUCUCCUUACCGACUUCUAUUAGCCAAAAGUUAAAUCCUCUGAGCCAACCACAACAACAAACACAACUAGUAAAAAUAAUCAUAUGGUUGUUAAGGAAUCACUUGCUCUUACAAUUACACACAUACGUGCAAUAUAUGCCAACAGUGCAUGGACGUUUAUCAAUGGAUCUAAAGGAUCAAGACACGCACGACAUAGACACGAUAGAAAAGAGCGAGAGCACGUGGAGUUUGAACGACACACCGAAAGGCACACCUACCGAAAUCAAGGAAGAAUUAUCACUGACAGAUAAAGAGGAUGGACUGUACGACUACCAAUCGGAAGACUACGAUAUUCCCUCCGACGACAGAAAACUACUCGAUAGACUGUGUCGCCUUGGCUAUUUCAAUGGCGGCCAUCACCUGGAGGAAAUCAUGUAUCUGGAAAACAUUCGUAGAUCCCAGUUGUUGCAAAUUCUCGACAAGUUCCGAGACGUCCUAAUCACUUCCGAAUGCGAGGAUCCGGCUAUCGCUCUCUUUUACAGUCAACUCGGUUCUUAGUUUCAACGGUGCAGCACGUUCAUCGUUACAUCGUUUUCGCUUUCGUUUUCACACUCGUCGCAAGCAAAUUGUCGCACUAGUCAGUUCUCACGCCUGUUCAGAUGAAAAACUUGUGCGUUACAAAAAAUUUUAUUUAUCUUUCGACAAUUUUCUUAUAAAACUCACGGUAAAAGUUACAAGUGGGUUUUUAGUGAGCUUAAUUUGCGGGCGAUAAUCUGCACUAUAGUAGUAGGAAGGGCUAGGAUGCUACAAUUUCUGAUGUCACUUUGUAAAUAUCGUUCGCGUUCGCACUAUCAGUAUCUUGUGAUAUAAUUUAUGUACGUCGAAUUUUGAACUGUCGUAUAGUCGCUUCUUUUUUUUUAUGUAAUUUUUAACAAAAGUCUAAUAAAGUGGUCCUGGACUUGCGGCUACAUUGUA